GUGGAUAGAGGGCCAGAACCCGGACCUUGAAGCAGGAGAACAGGGACAGUUUUGGGUGACAUGGCUGAGCACCAAGCAUGAGGAAGAAGCAGCAUCGUUGAUAUGUAUCCACUGUGUGUGAAACUUCCUGCUGAUCCAUGGACACACCAGACUGAGGUCCAUCUAGCAUCGAACAAUGGAUUGACUGGAUCGACUGAUUAAACAUGGACAUCUUUUCUCUGUUAGUGCUCCUACUUUCAUGCAGGAUUCAAGUUGGGGCUGAGAUGAAGCUGUCGCCCGAAACACUUACCGUCCUGCGAGGAGAGGAGACCAGGCUUACCUGCAGUACCUCCAACCCCCAGUGGACCGUCAUGGUGUGGCUGCUGAACGGUAUGGUGGUUCUCACCAUCUCCAAAGAAAAUGGUGUCCUGCCCUUAAUCAACCCUAAUGUGACAGCCGAGAAAAGCCCUAUCUCACAGGGAGACAGCUGGGUGUUUGUCCUGAAGAACACAGAGAGGCACAACCAGGGACAAGUGACCUGUGACCUCCAGGGCAUUGAUAGGAAAACAACAAGCCUGUUUGUACAAGAAAAGGGCAGCGUGAAAGUCUUGGGGAACGACAUGUUGGCUUUUAAAGGGCAGUCAAUCCUGUUUGAAUGCCAAGCAGCAGGAUGGUUCCCUCAACCCACUUUGCAAUGGCAGGUGAAUGACAAAAAGGUGAGCCAGGGUGCAUACAACAUCAGUAGUGAAUCAGGGAAGAGUCUCUUCACUGUGACCAGCAACCUCAGUGUGACGGCAGCAAAGAGCUCUCAUGUGGAUUGUCUGGCCUCUGUCUCUGCCCUCCCCACACCACUGAAGAGCAGCGUCCGUCUGACAGUGGUUGCAGAGGUGCUGCAGGAAGGAAAUGACUGCACAGUCCCUCUGGCGUUAACGACCGCCCUCUCUGCUCUUCUGCUGCUCCUCCUGCUCUGCAUCUGCACUGUCCUCUGGUACCGACAAAGGAGACAAGCAAAACCGAGCCCACAGGAGGCAAUAUGGUUCGACCAAUCAGUGAGGGGGAGAAUCUCGGUUGCUGGGGCGACAGGGGGGAAGGUCAACCUGGGAUACUCCAGUGAGGGCCCCACAGAUGCAGUUCACAAUGAGCUGGUCAUGGAAACUCAUAGCCAGAUGGACUUUGUCAGCUUUCACAAGAUGCCUCAGGUCCCCGACGUUGUGUCCUCCAGGAGCCUGUCUCUGCAAAGUGACAACCAAGCCCAGGUGUGUCUAUCAGAGGAAAACACCAAGAAUGUCAGGAGAAUUACCACAGUUUAAAUAUUUAACAUAACAAAUUAUGGAAAAAUGUUAAUGAUGUAUACUGUUGUACAGUAUUUAAAGGUGGGCCACUGACCAGUGUUUGUAUGGUAUAUUGUUUUGCAUUUUUGUUCAUUCUUGUAAAGCUAGAAGCUAAUGUUAUGGGACCUUGAGCUACAUUUAUACCUUUCACAUUCAAUGUAUCCUUAAAAAGUU
Molecule: messenger RNA, 1484 nt
Organism: Micropterus dolomieu (smallmouth bass)
Lineage: Eukaryota; Metazoa; Chordata; Actinopteri; Centrarchiformes; Centrarchidae
Gene: igsf5b
Product: immunoglobulin superfamily, member 5b
Exons: 11
Coding region: 204-1289 (361 amino acids)
Biological process (GO): cell-cell adhesion
Source: RefSeq, a predicted model, not a curated record